AGACGUUCAGUUUUUUGCCGAUGAGCGUCAGACAGUCGCGGAAAGAUCAACAUUGGCGGAGUAGAGAAAAUUUGUGUUCAGAAAAAUAUUUAUUUAAAAAUUAUCAAAAUGACCAGUUUGGAGCUGGAUAAAAUAUGUCGCCUGUGCUGCGAGAAAAAAGGUCGCUUGCGGUCACUAUUCGAGCAACCGGGACAAGAAUCCGCUCGCUCGCUACAGGACAUCAUCUACGACCUCUCACGGCUUCGGGUGGAAUCCGGUGAUGGAAUGCCGCAAAAGAUUUGCCGUAACUGCGCUACCACGUUGGUGAAGAUGUACGAAACUAUCGAGAGCUACCGGGAUAACGAUUUGAGGCUUCGCCAGCAGCUGGGAGUGAUACCGAUGCCGCUGGUUGAGAUUAAGGAAGAGGAAAUAGAUGUGGACCUGCUGGAGAAGGCCUUUACCCAGGAACUGAAAGUUGAGAACAUUGCCAUCAAAGAAGAGAAUGUUCAAGUGGAAGAGGAAUAUCUCGACUAUGAGCAACUGGAAGAGAGUGGCGCAAAUGAACAACCGGAAAGCGGCUCCCCGAAGCAUGAGAACUCCGGAUAUGAAAGUACACUAGAUGCAGUGGAAAGCGACGAUGAAGAUUGGCAGCCCAAUAGGGAUGACAGAGAGGACGAUGAGCCUCUCGUGAAGGAGCACGCGAAAGUGAAGAACAGUGAAGGCAAAAAGGUCACUAGGAGGAAACGUAAACGGCGCAAUCCGGAUGAUCCUCCGCUGAAACCGGGCCGUAAGCGGAUAAGAGUGAGGGAUCCGAAUCGUCCCCGAUUGCACGACCACAAGUGUUACAUUUGUAAAAGUGAGCCUCACGUAACGGCUGAAGCUCUGAUUGCUCACCUGAACGAAAGUCAUGCGGAUAUAGUACCGUACACGUGUACCGAGUGUGUAACGGAUACGGUGGUUAUCAGAAGAGUAGAAGGCGUCAACUUCCACAAACGACAGCAUUUGAAUCCGGAAAAGUGUCCAUACUGUGACAAACGAUACUCCAGCAAGAACAAUGUCGAUUUGCACGUUCAGCUGCACCACGUAGGGGAGGGUGAUGUUCCUGUGGUUCCAUCCACUUGUGAGUAUUGUGGCAAGGUUUUCCCCUCGAAGGCAGCCCUGUUGACCCACGUCCGAAUACACACAUCUGCGGUGUCCUGCGAGGUGUGCGGGAAGGUCUUUGUGCAGCGGAACAAGCUUCGGUUGCACAUUGAACGCCGACACGAGAAGCUUAAAAACUACGAAUGCCACAUCUGUAAGAAGAAAUUGACCUCCCUGGGCGCCGUGGCAAGUCACAUCAAAACCUUCCAUACCAAUCAGAUAUUCAAGUGCAGUUACUGCCCGAAGACGUACACGUCGGAGUUGACCCACAGGUAUCACGAGAAGAAGCACACCGAAAACCAGGACUAUGUGGCGGCGAAGGACUGGAAGGAAUACUACGUCGUCCUGGACGGGGAACAAGGCAAGAAGGACAAGCUGAAGAAGUGCAACAUAUGUGGGUUCGUCACGAGAGGCAUGGGAACUCACCUGUCCACGAUUCAUUUCCCCACGGAGUACCGCUGCAAGCAGUGUGGAAUGACCUUCAAGCGCAAGCAACCCUUCGACAUUCACGUACAGGAGCACGAGUACGGUAAGGCCCAUCAUUGCCCGAUUUGUGGGCGGGAAUUUUCCGAACGGAAGAAUCUGCUGACGCAUCUGCGCACCAAAAAGCACAAGGAUCAUCCGCUGGCGCAGGCGGUGCUCAGGACUGUCCGGCCGACUUCCGGGCCCAGACCAAAGGAAAUUAGCUCGGACGUUCCGAUGAAGGAGGAGUCCCAGAUUGAGCUGGAAGUGGGCAAUGAUAGUUUCAUGUAGGUAAGACAUUUCAUUUACAUUGGACGUUAUUUUUUAUUAAACAUUGUUUGCUAAAUUCAACGGAAAUGAUAUGCGUUGAAGGCGAACUCACAGUCACAAUGGCAUGUAGGAAAAUACAUUAUUGAGCUGUA
Aedes aegypti (yellow fever mosquito) is the source of this 2003-nucleotide messenger RNA. RefSeq names its product zinc finger protein 184. The record is from RefSeq and is a predicted model, not a curated record. Gene Ontology annotation, molecular function: RNA polymerase II cis-regulatory region sequence-specific DNA binding; zinc ion binding; DNA-binding transcription factor activity, RNA polymerase II-specific. Gene Ontology annotation, cellular component: nucleus. Lineage: Eukaryota; Metazoa; Arthropoda; Insecta; Diptera; Culicidae. Gene Ontology annotation, biological process: regulation of DNA-templated transcription. The coding region runs from base 109 to 1872 and encodes 587 amino acids. The transcript has 3 exons.